ACUUGCUGAAAGCAUUGGCUCAAACCACUCCUCUAGUUCCGACAACAAGUUGCCACAUUGCCAUGCAAAUCCCAACUGAAGCUCGGGGCAUCACGGCGGCUUUGGCAGCCGCACUUUUUACAAACUUGGUGAUGGUGUCGGGCAAGCUGAUGCAAGGGUGGAACUGGCCAUGUUUCUUUCUGGCCGGCUUCGCAUCGCUGUUCAUCGCAUUGGGCUUGGGGAUCCUGAUGUGGUGCCAGAAGUCCUAUCACCUCGAAACACGAGAGGUGAAGUGGGUGCUUUCUCGGGGUCUUUUUGGUGCUUUGAACAAUGUAUUGAACAUUUGUGCCAUUCUUGCUGGCGCACACAUAGGCUCCGUGGCAGCUUUGGGGAGUGUAAACACGGUGGUGGCUGCGUUGCUGGGCCGGCUCGUGCUUGGCGAGCCACUCGGCAAAUGGCAUGUGCUAGCCAUCCUCCUCUUCUUGGUGGGUGCAGUGCUGAUUAGUGAUCCACGAGAGGCUUUGGCCAGCAUGGGGUCAAGUUUGUUGGGAAAUCUGCUGGCUCUCUUGGCUGGAAUUACCCUCGGCUUCGUUUUCAUCAGUGCGCGUAAAGCAGGCCAGGCUUCUUCCACGCUGCUCACUUUCUCUGCAAUGGCACAGCGUGUGGUCGCAUGCUGGGCCACAGCAUUGCUUCUGGGUAAGGCUGACGGAAACAUCGAGUCUUUGGCUGAGUCCCCACCGAAAAGUAUGCUCUUCUUCUUGCUUCUGCUCUUAGUGCUCCUGCUGGCCAACUGGCUAUCGAGUCUUGCGUCCAAACUUUGCCCGGCAGCCUUAACCGCCACUCUACUUACUGGGGGGCAGAUGAUUACUGGCUACCUCCUGGACAUUUUCGCCUUUGGGAAGUUGCCGAAGGUCAUCACCCUCAUUGGGGCAUCUCUCAUGUUUCUUGCAGUGCUCACAAUGACCCUUGCACGCCUCCCACCGAACACAGUAGAGACCGACUCACCUAGUAGUCUGGCGAAUUUCAUGGCGGCAGAGUACGCCGAGCGGAAGAAUGUCAUGGUUGAAGAUCAAGAUCAGGAGAUGCCCUCAGGGCCACGUAAGCGCACGAUCAGCCUGGAUGUUCCUGUAGGUAAGAUAAGGUUGUGAGUGCUGAAUUUUGCUAAGCAUCGACCUAGCUGCCGUGGGACUGACGUGGGACAGGCUGCAGAAUUCAGUGAAGUGCUUCGAGUUUGAUGGGAAAGGGAUCCUGGCUCAGGCUGGUUCCUGGCCUACCAAGAUCAUUGAUGUACAUUGAUGUUUUGCCGCCGGUGGUGAAACCACAUGGCUCCUCUUUGCUGUCCGUCAGAACGGAUGCAGGACCGAAAAGAUUCAAGUUGUUCCUUCGAGGGGUGGUUAGGUGUCUCGAAUAGCUGAAGAUCAACUGGAAUUGUUGUAGGGUGUGCAUUUUUGUGUUCUUGCUGAGCAUGUGUGGAGGUGUCAGGGUUAUUUUAGAGUUCGGCAAUUGACCAACGUCCAUUUGACAAAUGAGCACCAUAAAGCAUUGGAGGCCAAUCAACACCGUGAAGAACGAGCCUUACAGCGAAGGUCCAUUCUGUCCUCGUCCUGGUUGUAUUUUCCGAUGGCCUGAUCCGUCAUGAGAAAUUGAAAAGGCAGCGUGCUGACCUUCGGAACUUUUGGCAAUCGGUGCGGCAUAUCAUAUGACUUCCCCAUCCUCAGCGCCAAACCGGCAAACGCACCACUGAAGUUUGUUCAUGUUGGUUUGGCGCC
Molecule: messenger RNA, 1748 nt
Organism: Durusdinium trenchii
Lineage: Eukaryota; Dinophyceae; Suessiales; Symbiodiniaceae
Source: the annotation of a GenBank genome assembly